Molecule: messenger RNA, 4809 nt
Organism: Rhipicephalus sanguineus (brown dog tick)
Lineage: Eukaryota; Metazoa; Arthropoda; Arachnida; Ixodida; Ixodidae
Product: proteoglycan 4
Exons: 19
Coding region: 156-4688 (1510 amino acids)
Source: RefSeq, a predicted model, not a curated record
GCAGAAUAAAGCUGGAGUUUAUCCUGUGGUCUGGACUCACUACCUUCGUCGCAAGGAUGAGCGUAGAUGAGUGUAAACAAAGCCCACGUGCACAGUAACUAAUCUGUAAACGCUCUGUAAUGUUAAUGAUCAGGGUUUAAUCAAGGUGAUCAACAAUGGACAAGUCGCACGGCUGUGGCGAGUGUUGCGAAAAAUGGUCGGAGAAGUACAUCACAUUUAAGAAAAAGCUUGUUCAAAGAAGCCACCAGAUUGUCAGGUACCUGCAGCUGGAACAGGAGAACAAGAAGCUGAAGGAGAAGCUCCUCGACAUGCGUGAAUUAUCACAGACGCUGCGUGCUGAUUGUGAUGGAUACAAGAAUGAGGUGUGUGCCAAGAUGGCAGAGCUGGACUCACUCAAGAAGCUUGCUAGCAGCCACUCUGCAACGCUGGCACACUUGAACCAGGAACGAGACGAGGCACGCAAGGCACAGCAAGAAGCGCAGACGUCACUCGAGAGUUGCCAGGCCACCCUGAAGCAGUACCAGGCACUUAUUGAACAGCAGCAGGAGCAGGCCAAAGCUCAGUCAAGGUCCAAGUCACAGGAAAACCGAGUGUCUAUGCUGGAGAAGAGGCUUCAGACGUGCACCCAACAAGCAAAGCAGGCACGGUCCCAGAACAAGAAAGCCGUGGGCUUGCUUCGGAGCUUUGUUGAACUGCUGAGGCAUCCAGAGUCCUGGACGAGUGCGAAGCUGCAGCAGCAAGUGGAGCGCCUCACCAGCCUCUUGCAAGCUGAAGAUGGAGACUUUCAGUUUGGUUCAUGUCAGUUGGAAGCAUUUCUUGAAGCUUGUGCGUCCUCAACACAAGAAUUAAGUCGGAAUGAACUCAUUGCAAGAAUAAGAGAAAUGCAAAUUCCCAAUCCAUUGUCCCCAUUGCCUCCAUCACCAGAACCAUAUUCGUCAUAUGUGCCUGAUCUAGAGCCCUUAGUGUCAUCUGUGCCCUCUGUGCCGCUGUCAGCUUCAUCGGAGAUGCUCCCUUCAGCACCAUCGCCCAUGCUAAGGCCGUCUACAGAGCCAUCAGACCAUCUUCCACAAGUGCCUUCAUCUGAGAAAAUGCAAUUAGAAUGCCUGUCAGAACUAGCCCCAGACAUGCCUGUGUCUGAUGCUCUGCCGGGACUUGCGCCACCAGCACUUUCGUCAGAAGUUCCUGUGCUGCCAACAGCUCCACACGACACUACUUCUCAGGUGAAUUUGUUGGAGUCUGUUUCACUUCUGCCCAACUCAGAGGCAUUGAAGGAAGCAAGCUUGUCAGAACCUUUGUCGGAUGUCAUCCUGCCAGCAUUAAUGCCAUUGGCACCUACGUUGGAUCCUGUGAGACUGGCACCAGCUGCUUCAUCAUCAGAAUCCUCGGUUUCUUCAUUGCACCUGGCAGUUUCCCUGUCAGAACCAGCAUCCCCCCCUGUUUCACUAGUACAGCCAGCAUCGGUGAUUGCCCUUUUGGAACCAACAUCAGCCAUUGUUGUGCCAGAACCACGAGCGCCUGUUCCUUCAUUGGAGCAAGCACCAGUACCAAUAAUUGCCCUGUCAAAGCCAGUGCAACCUGCUUCAUUAGUGCCAGCACCACCAGCUUCUUCAUUGGAUAAAGCAUUAGUAGUUGCCCUGUCAGAACAACCUCCUUCAUUAGAAGAGACAGCAUCAGUGAUGGCCCCUUUAGAACUAACAUCCCCUGUUGCCUCCUCACUUGAACCAGAACCAGCGCAACCUACUUCUUCAAUGGAUCAAGAGUCAGCAUCAGUGAUUGCACUGUCAAAACCAGCACCUCCUCCUCCUUCAUUAGAAAAGCCAGCAUCAGUGACUGCUGAAUCAGAACCAGCACUACCUGUUUCUGCGUUGAAACCAGAACCAACAUCAGCAAUCAUUACAUCAGAACCAGCACCACCCACUUCUUUAUUGGAACACGAGGCAGCAUCAGUAAUAGCCCUGUCACAACCAGAGCAACUGGCUUCGUUGAAACCAGUGCCAAUAUCAGUGAUUGAUCUGUCAGAAUCAGUGCCACCUGCUUCUUCAUUGGAACAAGAGCCAGCAUCAGUAAUCACAUUAUCAGAAUCAGCACCCCCUCCUUCUUCAUCAGAAGAAACAGCACCUGUGGUUGCUUUUUCAAAAUCAGCAUCCCCUGUUGCCUUAUUGAAACCAAAGCCUACAUUGGUGAUUGCCUUACCAGAACCAGCACCACUUAUUUCUUCAUUGGAACAAGAGCCAGCAACAACAACUGCCCUGUCAGAACCAGCGCCAGCUGUUUUCCCACGGAAACCAGUGCGAACAUCAGUGAUUGUCCUGUCAGAACCAGCAUUGCCUGUUUCACUGAAAGCAAAGCCAACAUCGGUGAUUCCCCUAUCAGAAUCAGCACCAUCUGCUUCUUCAUCAGUGAUUGCCCUGUUAGAACCAGUAGCACCUGUUUCUUCUUUGCAACAAGAGCCAGUAUCAGGGACUGUGGUACCAGAAUCAGCAUUGCCUGUUUUCUCGUUCAAACCAGAGCCAACAUUGGUGGUUGGCCUGUCAGAACCAGCACCGCCUGCUUCGUCAUUGAAACGUGAGCCAGCAUCAGUGAUUGCCCUGUCAGAACCACUAUUAGAAGCUGCAUUAAAACCUGUGCCCACUGGAUCAGAGCCAUUACCACAUGUCUCAUCACUAGAACCACUGGUAACGUCAGUAAUUGCCCUGUCAAAAUUGGCACCACAGAAAUCCUUGUUUAAGCCAGUGAUGGCAGAAAACACAUCGGUGCUGCCUCUAGCAUCGUCUUCAUUAGACUUAAAGCCACCAGUACUCCUCUCGAAACCUGUAGUGAUGACACCUUCAUUGGAGCUGGUGUCUCCACUUCCGCCAAAGCUGGUGCAGCAGUCAAUGCUAGCGCCACUGCCAACAUUGUCGGAACCAGUGUCACUGACACCACUGGAGCCCAAGCUGCCUACACCAGAAUCAAAGCCAGCAUACAAAGUCCCCCCAGAGGAAAGACCAGUUAUAAUGCGGCUACCGGAAAAUUCUCAGCGUGGUGCACUCGCCGGGGAGAGAGCAACGAUGGCAAGCGGAGGAGACGUGGAACAAACUAACGAGGAGCAGGAACUGUUACCAGCAUUGGCAGCACACCGAAUGCAGAAGUGUGCAAAUGCUGACUGGGACUGCAAUGGAGGUGAUAAUGUCAAGGGGAACCGAUUCUGCCUAAUCUCACUGGCCAGUGAUCAUAAGAGUUGGCGUGCUGUUAGCACAACACGAGACAUACCUAGUGGCCCUGAGCAGCAGUUGUGUGUGCAACCAAUGGAGGAGAGGCAAACUGGCAAGGAGCUGAGUGAAGCAUGCAAGCCCCUAAUAGAUGGAGCUGGACAGGAGCAGCUGGCAUCACAGGAGGUGCUGCAAUCCAGCCAAGUGGCUGAACUACCUAAGAGGAAGCAGUGGUUGGCCAGGAAGAGGCAGUCCAUGGACCAACCAUUGGUGGCAUCAGAGCUCAAGCAGGAGCAGCCACAAGACAGCGAGAAAGUGCAUGGCGGACCUACGAGCAAGAAGCUCCGGCUCAGUAAGCAACAGCUGCGUGAGCUCUUCUCGUCCAGCUCGGAAGAUGAGGAAGUCGCAGAGGAAAACACGUACACUGCAUUUCUUGCAAGCACUGAGCAUGCAGCUUUAUGUAAAGCUGUUUCUGGCAAACUGCUCUCUGCAAAGGCAGCACGCACGGCAAUGAGCAAGUUGUCGUGGCUUGCAAUGCAACCUGAAGUGCGACCAGGAGUGGUGGCCUCGUUUGUGCGCAACGUGAAACGUGAUGCUCUCAUACAUGCCGCUCUCCUCUAUCUGGCCCGCACGAAAGCCAACCCUGUGGCAGCAUAUUGCCGUGGUGAGCAGAGCCCGCCCUUGAUCACCAAGCUCGAAACACUGCUGCUCGAUGCACUGGCACUGAAGACCAAUGGGUGGGCCGCACUGUUGUCUUCCUUGCGGGCACGAUUGUGGAGCCCACAGCAGCCAACACAGAUGUUGGCGCAGGCAUCGUAUGUGCGUCUAGUGUGCACCCUGUGCAGCCACCUCAAAGAGCACAAGCUGGCACUGGUCACAGCCUGGGACCUUGUGUGCUCUAGCCAUGCCCCUUUUCUGGUGGCAUCUGCUGUUGGUGCCUGGCCUGGUCUGCUUUCUGCUUUGCCACCCGGGCCCCUGCAGAAGGCUAUUGGCUACAUCCUCCUACGCAGUCCAGCACACAGCCUCAACAGCACGUUGCAGUCGCAGGCCUACAGGACACUGUGUGAGCUCGGCCCCCUGCAGGAAUAUGAGGGAGAUGAGCGGGCACUGGUCGAGGAGCUGCUGGGCCCACUCUUGUCUCCACACCAGCCAUGCAGAGAUGUCUGUGUGACACAUUGCCUGGCACUGGAGCAGCUGUGCAGGCGUUCACCAGUUGGCCUUCUGACUUGGCUGCUUGAAGAGCGACUGGGCCCCCAUGUGCAGCCACUGCUACGCCAGCCCAAUGCUGUUUGCUUUGUCAGGCUUCUAGGGUCAUUGUGGAAGCAUUAUGAGAAAGCGGCUGUCAAGCUCGACACCAUGCUUUGUGAGAUAGCAAGCUCACUCUGCCAUCAAGAGCCCACACUGAGAGAGGCAAUUGUUCAGGCACUUCUGCUGCUACCUGGCCUUAAAGGGAGCCAUUGGUCUGAUUAUCUGCUCGACUGGCAGCAGUCAUCUUAAGUUUGCAAGUGAGGCAAACCAGGUGAUUGGCUGCCAUUACUGUGUGUUAAUGCAGAAGGAGGAACAACAAAUAAAAUAUGAUGGUUUUGUCAGUAAAGCGCCUCGCUAUGAUUAGAGUGUA